UGAUCCUUUUACAGUUAGGUUUAUUUGAGUAGUGAUAUGUAAAAGCAUACCCUUGCCUUUGCUGCCCUUGCUUGCCCCCUAUUCGUUAAGCCUAUAUUUGGUUCAAAGAAACCUUGUCUUCGCCCUCCUAUGCCACCAACAGGCCUUAAUUUUAAGCCUUAUGCCAGAUUGAGACCAGAAUGUAAUUGUAGUGAUCAAAAGACUGUAUAACAGUCUUAAAAGAGAUGAUUUCCUUAACAAGAAUACGAUCAUUGAGCAUGUGCCAUGUUACUUAAAUGUAAGAAGAUCAUGAAUGAAUUAGGAGUGAGCUCACUUCACCUAAAGCAAUUUGUUUAGAAUUGGCAAAUGACAUGUUAGAGGUUAAAGAUUUCUUUUUGUUGAUGAAACAAUACCAUUAACUCUUUUUCUCUCUCUCUGGAUAAACACCAUGGAUUCUAAACUUUAACAUCCAUCCUCCUUUUUAUUAUUUUUUUUGGAGGGGGAAAGAUGAUAAAGGAAGAGAACUUCCUAAAAAUUUUAAUGGCCAAUUUGGUGACAUCGUCAACGUGUUUCACUUUAAUUUGGUAAUAAAAAUUUUAGUUCUCUUUUGUAUUCUCUUGAAUGCUUUUAGUCUUUUGUUCUUUUCUUCUGUAAUAAUCAUUCUAUUGAACCUUUAAACGUAAACGUAACAGCUUAAAUCUCGUAUAUUAUAAAAUACGUAGAUCAAUUAUGAGAUCAUAUAACUCAACUGAUAAAAUCUAGCCAUAGCAAUGAAAACAAAAAGGAUCAAAGAGAUUAUUACAAAAGUAACAAGGUGCUUUGCCCUAAUUAAAAGAAAUCAUCUCUAAUAAAGCAAAAGAGUAUAAGUAAAAGGUAAGCAACCCUUUAUACAGAAGAAUUACAUCUUAGGCACAAAAGAAAAUCUUUAAUAAAUAGAAUCUUUGCUUGUGAAUUUUGAGAGAGAGAGAGAGAGAGAUUGCUACUUUACUUUCGAGUCAGUGAAGAAAGGAAUGAGCGACCAAAAAAAAGAGGAUGGGCUAUAAAUGGCAUUGAGGGUCUGAUUGAUAUUUCUAAGCACUUAUUUCUCGAGAUUUGUGCUUGAAAAGAUCAAGAAGAAUGAAGUAUUGCAGAGGAUGGAUCUCUCUGUUAUUCAUUGCUCUCUUUUUUGCUUUUGGCUUUGGUUCAGAGAUUUAUGUACCCUCAGAUGCAGAAAGUCUCCCACCAGAAAAGAAGGAAAAUUGUACAUACGCGGUAACAAUUGAAACGACGUGUACCAAGGGAGCGGAAACAUCAAACCAUGUCAGCUUGAGGUUUGGCGAUACAAAAUCGAAUGACAUUUUGGUGCGACACCUCAAUUCCAAGCACACAAGGUGGGUUGAUCCAUUGGAGCCACAAGUUCUGGACGAUGUGCCCAGAAAACCAUUUCAAGCGUGCAUGGUAGACCAGUUCCAAGUUACUGGUCAAUGUGUGGAGUCACCCGUUUGCUACCUGUACCUUAAAUUGACCGGAAAUGACGAUUGGAGACCGGGUUUUGCCCAAGUCCAGGUGUUAGAGGGGUCUCAUCUCAGCUCAAAUUAUUUCUACUUCCGGCGGUAUUUGCCCCGGCAUGUGUGGCAUGGCUCCGAUGUGUGUGACAGUGAGGUCACUCCUUUUGGGAUCAAGUUCAACAGGAAGGUCUUUGGAAAGAAGCAUGUUAAACCAUUGUUGCCAUAGGAAUACCAUCUUAUGCUGCUUGUAUUAGGUUUCUGUUCCCUUUUGCUCUCUCACGUUGUAUUUAUCAUGUAGCAUUCUAUUUGGAGAUGGUGUUAGUUAUACCAUUGAUGAUGAUAUUAGCCUAA
Messenger RNA from Cornus florida, 1817 nucleotides. Its product is annotated as embryo-specific protein ATS3A-like. The record is from RefSeq and is a predicted model, not a curated record. The transcript is spliced from 2 exons. Bases 1096 to 1692 code for a protein of 198 amino acids. Gene Ontology annotation, molecular function: protein binding. NCBI's taxonomy places the organism in Eukaryota, Viridiplantae, Streptophyta, Magnoliopsida, Cornales, Cornaceae.